AAAAAAGUGACAACUGAAACCGUGCAAAACGGUCGCAAAGCGCAUUAAUAAUUGCCUUGCAGUUUUUGUUAGUUGUAGACUUGGUGCUAAUUAGAAUUAAUAAUUUAUAAAUUGGCAUAAUGUACAAUCAACUGCUGCUAUCGCUGGCGGUGAGCGCGGUACCUAUUCUUGCCUUUGCGUUUGUAGGUCUCUUACUGCUGCACAAACUCUAUGUGAAAAUUCGCUCAAAAUUUGACGCUACUGUGAACUGCUGGUUUUGUAAUCAAAAUGCGCGCGUACCUUACCUAGAGUCAAACAGCUGGACAUGUCCACAUUGCGAACAAUACAAUGGCUUCAACAAAGAUGGUGACUACAACCGAGAAAUUAGUGAAAUUCAACCGCUGGAUUCUAGCAACAUCUCAGCGUGCUCAAUAAGGCGAGACAUUUCAGGUGAUGCAUCGGGAUUAGCGCUAAGCGAGCCAAGGAAUGGUUUCUGUAACGAGUGCAAUGAAGCGCAGCGUCUAAAGGUGGAAAAGUUGGCACAGUUCGAGCCCAAAUACGAAUCGCACUUUGAUGAGGAACUCAAAGCAUUUAAAGUCAAAUUGGAAGAACAAUAUCGCCUGUGCAGGUCAUGUGAACAGCAUUUAGGAAAAGUUCUUCACGAAAAGAAAAAAAUGGUAUUGGGUUCCAAAUUUCUUGACUUUAUAAUAAAAGGCGCUGAAUCUUUAAAACAGCCACAUUUCAGACAAGUGCGUCAUGUGCAACGUCAGCAUUGGAAACGUCGUCUAUCGUUGCACAUAACACUACUGACCAUAGUAAAUCUAUUUUGUUUAUGCUACAUGUUGCCGACAUUAUCACGUGAGCAUUUGGAGGCCGUUUUAGGCGAUCGUGUCGGUAAACAGCUGUUCCUUGGAUUAUCACAUGUUUUAGCGCUCCUUCGUAUGUUAAAUACCUACAUUAGUCAUAUUUGCACGCAUCCUGUGUUGGAGAAAUGUAAAUUAUUUGGGCGUACAAUUUUCAUGAUGCUUUUGUAUUCGCUUGGAUUGAAAAUGCCGCAAAUGGCACGGAUUAAUUUUAACUCGCUAUAUGUGCUUACAUAUCCAUUUGCAAUGUUGGCUAUGUGCUUUGGUUACAAAAUCAUGGAUGGUUUCAAAUUGACACGUUUCACUUUUUUGUUGGCUCUGUGGAGUGUUUUUGCCGGAGGUUUAAUAGAAGAAAAACUAUAUUUUUCAACAAAUAUUUUAAUGCUCAGCGCGUCAAUGUUUACUCUUGUACUCACCUUGACAAAUGAAGUGGAUCUCUCUCCUAAACUUCACGAUACUAGUACGAAAAGUUUCCACAAAAUCUAUUCAGACGAUUAUCUGAGCGACGAUGACACAAUUAGCAUGUUAAGUACUCAGUUCAAUUGUAGCAACGCAAGUACUGUACGAUCUGCUUCAAUGCGUGGACGACCCUCGCCAACCCAAAAAUCACGACUUUACAAAUCACCAAUUACGUCUUCAUCGUUUUCUUUAAACAACAUGACAAACAAACAGUUUUCACCGAACUCUAGCUUCAAAUCCGCCUAUUGUGACCUGCAGCCGCAUUCUCAAUCCAUUCGCUCACAAUACGCUGCUUCAUCCAUUGGCGACUUUAACACUGCCCUCUCAUCAGCCACCUUGACUUCGCGCGAUCCCUAUUUCAUCUUGAAUACGGAAUUAAAUAACCAUGAGCGUGUUCGAUCACCAAUGUUUGGUUUAAGUGGAAAUAAUACAGGAAACGUUAACCCCAAUACAUCUCUUUUAAAUUCAACAUUUAGUGGCACAUCCAACGAAAGAGUAAUGCAGAAGCAAAACAACACGUUUUAUGGCCAACAUCGCUUUGGUAGCAAUAUGAGCCAUCGAAAUUUCACAGCCAACUCGGCUGCCUUGCACUCACCAUUCUCACUAUCAAACAAUACUGCAUAUCAACGGCGGCCAGCCUCAACAAAUUUACUCACCCCUUCGCGUUUCAGCACUACAAUGCUUGCCCAAACUACUGCACCCAACACCAAUUUUUUAUCAGCUGAAUUCAACCAAGUUAACACGUUGUUUCCAGAACCACGGCAACCCAUGACAACUAUUGGAGAAAAUUUGUCUCGUGCCUCAUCACAGUCUUCGGGGUUUGAGUCGCAAAACGACCGUUUGAAUGUGUCACGUGAGAACUCAUUUACCGCCGAGAACAACGAGAUCGCACAUCAUACUACUGGCUUAGAUGCUACACGCGCCUUUCAGCCAAUUGACGCUGGGAGUCGUACGGCCUUUUCGCCGCGUCCAUCGCUUUUAACUAACCCUCAUUUAGUGACGCCCCUGACAGUGAAUUGCGGUAUGGCUUCAUCAUUGGGCGUUAGCCAAACGCCGUCGGAGCUAUGGGCUGCGCCUGCUCAAAAAAAAAAUCUCAGUGGCCAAGAUAUUUUCAAUUUGCGUAAAAUAAAUGAUGAGCUGCCGCUGCCAACCUACAGAUACAAAAGUGGUGACUUACUAAGGAAGUGGAAGGAGAGCCAACUGAUUUCGUAGUCAUAGAAAAUUCAACACAAAUCAUACACAUAAUUCAUCUAGAUAUUACUAUUUUUAUCAUGUCAUAUGAAUAUCAAUUUAAUUUAUGAUAAUUGAAGAAAUUUUAUUUAAUUUGUAUAUAUAAGUUUACACAGUAGGAAAAGAGGAAUUUAACUUAUUGUUUAUGUAACAAAGUAGUAGUUCUUAUUGAAAUUUACAACAAAAUUAUUUAAUAAUAGCAACAAUUAUUUUUUACCUAAUUUUAACAAAAAAUUAAUGGACUUAAAUGUUAAUUUGUUAAUUUACAUUGCUUGACAACAUUAGUGCUUACAUUAAUGGUUUUGGAAUAUUAAUUUAUUUAAAUUUUUUUUUAUUUAUAAAUACAUAUUAAAACUCAGCACUGCCAUGCAAACGCUUGAAUAAAUUGUUUCUACAAGUUGUGAUGUUAACAAAAACUGCUAUGGAAUAAAGACUUGCAUAAGGCAAUUUUUCAUAUGAA
Molecule: messenger RNA, 2991 nt
Organism: Ceratitis capitata (Mediterranean fruit fly)
Lineage: Eukaryota; Metazoa; Arthropoda; Insecta; Diptera; Tephritidae
Product: Transmembrane protein 201
Exons: 4
Coding region: 120-2513 (797 amino acids)
Biological process (GO): nuclear migration along microtubule
Cellular component (GO): nuclear membrane
Molecular function (GO): lamin binding; actin filament binding
Source: RefSeq, a predicted model, not a curated record